CUCCUCCCCUUCGCCGAAUCCCCCCCCCCCCCCACACGAAUCCGCCAUGGCUUCCUCCCCAAGCUCCAGUGCUCUCGCCCUCCCCCUUCUGCUGUGCCUCCUCGCGUCCGUCUCCGCCGCCGCUCGCUUCGCCCCGGCGGACAACCACCUCCUCACCUGCGGCGCGACGGCCCCGGCCGUGCUCCCCGACGGCCGACGCUUCGCCCCGGACUCCGGCUGCGCAUACACGCGCCUCCGCUCCCCGGGACCUACUCUCCCAUCCGCGGCGCCGAACGCGGCCCCGCGGCCGUCCCCUCUCCACGCCGCCGCGCGCGUCUUCUCCUGCCGCGCCUCCUACGACCUCGCCGUCCGCAGCCGCGGGUACCACAUCCUGCGCCUCCACUUCUACCCCUUCGAGCCCGCGCUCGCGUCCGCGCGCUUCCACGUUGGCGCCGCGGGGUUCCUCCUCCUCCACAACUUCUCCGCGUCGGCCGCCGUUGUGAAGGAGUUCAUCCUACCGGUCCACUCCGACGUCCUCGUCCUCACCUUCGUCCCCGAGUCGGGAUCUAGUGCUUUCAUCAACGCCAUCGAGCUCGUAUCGGCCCCCGAGGAGCUCGUCGGCGACAUCGGCACCCUCGUCACGCGUGACGGCACCGAUCGAACCAAAGGACUGUCGUCUCAGGUAUAUGAGACGCUCUACCGGAUCAAUGUCGCGGGCCGCAAGGUCACGCCGUUCAACGACACGCUGUGGCGAACAUGGGUCAACGACGAGCGCUUCCUUGUCAAGACGGAAUCGUCCAACAGCAAGGUGUGGUCGUUCGGUGGCCGGAUUGCUUAUCCCAAGGAUAGCCGAUUGAUGAGCCGGGAGGUGGCUCCUGACAACGUGUACAACUCGGCGAGGUCGGUGAGCUCACAGGGCAAAGUGACAUGGGGAUUUCCUGUGCCUGCCAGCAGCAGGUACCUUGUGCGUAUGCACUUCUGUGACAUUGUGAGCAAGGCUCUGAAUGGGCUCUACUUCGAUAUCUAUGUCAAUGGUCAGCUAGCAGUGAAGGAUUUUGACAUCUCUAGUGCCACUGGGUUCUUCUUAGCCUAUCCAUAUUACAUCGACUUUGUUGUGGAUGUUGAGGAUAAAGGGACGCUAAAAUUGGCCAUUGGUGGCUCGAAGAAUAGCCGAUCAGAUGAAGUGAGUGGUAUCCUUAAUGCUGUAGAGAUAAUGAGGAUGAACAAAACGAGUGGGGGUAUUGAUGGGGAUUUUGCAGUUGCUCUGGACAUGGAGCAUGUGGCUAGCAAGGGGAUUGGUGAAUUUGCCCGCUCACUGCUGUGUGGUUUCAUUUUUGCGGGAUUGUUGUUGAUUUUGUUAAUGCUUGUGGUGAGGUUGAGGACAGAGCUGAGGAAUAAUGGUGCAGCUUGGUCUUGGCACCCAAUGGAUUCUGGUGAUGGGAAGCUGGCUAGAGCAUAUCAGCUUGUGUCCACUAAAACAGACUAUUGAAUGACAUGAGAUGACCAUCUUUGAGGAACUUCAAACUGCGGAUGUUGACCUUUUGUAUCUAAUGACGUAUUGCAUUACUGCAGUUGUAAGUAUUGUAGUUUCACACUUUUACUCCCUUCAUGGUUGAAGUUUUGACUAUUUGAGCUUGGCUAAUGGAGAAAAUGGUCAUUGUGCUGUAUUUCACUCAAGAUAUGUGUCUGUAUUAGUUAUGCUUGAAUGCUUGGCUACUUCUCACAGUUCUAUCCAGUUUGUGAAAUAUGCUUGAAUGAAUGCCAGCAAUUUCUCUAUUUUA
Molecule: messenger RNA, 1760 nt
Organism: Oryza brachyantha (malo sina)
Lineage: Eukaryota; Viridiplantae; Streptophyta; Magnoliopsida; Poales; Poaceae
Product: probable receptor-like protein kinase At5g24010
Exons: 1
Coding region: 47-1468 (473 amino acids)
Molecular function (GO): protein kinase activity
Source: RefSeq, a predicted model, not a curated record